Messenger RNA from Hordeum vulgare subsp. vulgare (domesticated barley), 2009 nucleotides. RefSeq names its product transcription factor MYB8-like. NCBI's taxonomy places the organism in Eukaryota, Viridiplantae, Streptophyta, Magnoliopsida, Poales, Poaceae. Bases 96 to 1004 code for a protein of 302 amino acids. The transcript has 3 exons. The record is from RefSeq and is a predicted model, not a curated record.
CCCGCACACCCACACCCACACCACAUCAGUCCGUUACUCGUGUGCGGCGGGCGGCGGCGGCGACCGUGUACGUAGGUUACGUGCCGGCGGCCGGCAUGGGGAGGUCCCCGUGCUGCGAGAAGGCGCACACCAACAAAGGCGCCUGGACCAAGGAGGAGGACCAGCGCCUCGUCGCCUACAUCAAGGCCCAUGGCGAGGGCUGCUGGAGGUCCCUCCCCAAAGCCGCAGGGCUGCUGCGGUGCGGGAAGAGCUGCAGGCUGCGGUGGAUCAACUACCUGAGGCCGGACCUCAAGCGGGGGAACUUCACCGAGGAGGAGGACGAGCUCAUCAUCAAGCUCCACGAGCUGCUCGGCAACAAGUGGUCGCUCAUCGCCGGGAGGCUGCCGGGGAGGACGGACAACGAGAUCAAGAACUACUGGAACACGCACAUCAAGCGCAAGCUCCUGGCCCGCGGCAUGGACCCGCACACCCACCGCCCGCUCAAUGCCGUCGCGGCGGCCGCCAUGCCGCAGCAGCUCCGCGCCGUGCACGAACGCCACUUCGCCGCUGCUGCUCAAGCAGCCGGCGGCCACCACCUCCAGCCGCAGCAGCAGGAUCACUUGGCGGCUCUCUCCAGCUGCUCAGCCGAGCCCGCCUGCAGCCACAGCAGCGACGACGAGCCGGCCGGCUCCGCCACGCCGCCGCCACCGUCGCGACGGCACCUCAGCAUCGACCUCAACCUCUCCAUCAGCCUCGCGCCCUACCAGCAGCCGGGCGACGACCCAGCUGCGGUGAAACAGGAGGCCGCAUCAACGGCGAGCCACACCCACAAUGCAACAACGUCCACGUCGGCGGUGUGCCUCUGCCUGAACCGCCUCGGGUUCCAGCGCCCCGGCGAGGGAUGCCGCUGCGGCGCCGCCGCCGCAUCCUCCUCCGUGCCCAUGCAGCAGCAGCAGCAGCAGCAGCAGGCCAGCACGCAGCGCAUGUUUAGAUUCACCGCGCCACUAGAGGGAGGAGGCCUAUAGUAGCAGCACUAGUAACAGUGACAUUCAGACAUACACCUUUUUAACUAAAGCCACACAUGCUUAAUUAAUUAAUUAAAGUAGCUAGCUCCUUGUAACAUGUCCAUGAGAAAAUUAAAUCUACUCCCUUUCUAUCAGUAAUUCGCAGCUAGUAGCAUCGCAUCGGGCCAUGCAUGCAUGCAUGCAUCAUCAUCUACUCCGUAGGCGACAUAGUUCAUGAAUACAUCAUCAGCUAGCUAGCUACUUCCUCUUUUCCUCCUUGUCUUUACUAAUGGUGCCACUGCCACAGCAAGUUCAUCAUCUUCCACUAGAUCUAAUCAAGCAUAUCCCUAAUUUUGGGAAGUUAGGCCCAUCAUCUAGGGAGUGAGUGAUGCGUAGUGAUGAGAGUGGGAGUGAGCGUUAUGGUGCUGGUGGUGGUUAUGGGAAGUUAGGUUCUUGGAUGUCUGCAAGCUAGCACAUGACAUGGCCAUCCAGUGACAGUGAAUGGCCGAAUUCUCUAUGCAUAAAAAAAACUUUGUCUUGUAGAGAGGGGGAGUGGGGGGCAUGUGAGGUGCCCAUUUUUUCUGGUUAGGUGGGUAGGUAGAAGGUAUGGAAGAGGUGUUAAUGAAGGGGAUAAAGUGCCAUGGGGGAGGGGCAUGGACUGAGGAGCUUUUUGGUUAGUUAAUGACUUAAUGGUCAGAGAGCUUGGCGCGUGGUGUGUCUGGCCUUCUGGGGGUGACUGUGGAUGCCGGAGUUGGUGGGCUAAUUAGUAAUUUAAUCAUGGAUCAGUACCAUAUAGUACAGUUAUCUAAAGCCUGCUUCAGGUUUUUUGAGGAGUAUGGGGGCCGGCCAGGGUCACCUGCAGAGGCUAAAGCACAAGCAGGGUAUCAGUGGUCUGUUUGGUCUAUCUAUCGUGUUGCUUCACAGCUAUUUGUUCCUUCACAUUCCAUGGCAAGGUGUUCCGGUUUCGAGCAACACGAGGCCAUAAAUAAGCCUUUGAGCAAUCUGAAUAUGUGGAAGCUGCUUCAA